AUGAGCUCACGUACAGGUAAACGGCCGCUCGAGCCCCGGCCUCGCGGGGACAGCCCUCCCAGCAAACGGAACCGCGCACAGGAACCAAGGUCAGCGCUACCAGACAAAGCCCGUUCACUCAAUACUACGUCACGUCCUCAAGAGAAGCCUGGCCGACCCGACCAAGUAUCUAGCCACGAUGCACCCACCAGGUCUCCUACGUACCUGGGCAGCAGACCAUCUACCCCUACUCACCGCAAUGCACCUCCCGCCCCUUCCAUGUUACCGGUCGAGUCAAACUCACACGCAAAUUCUACGCCACGUUUAGACAAUCCUACCAACGGUUGCGCACCCAUUACCAUGCAAUCACUUCGCAAACUCCGAGACAGACGACUAGCUGUAGCGGCACAGUUCAGCCCAAGUGGAAUGCCCGCAUCAUCAGCCACUCAAGUAGAGGUCAGCCUCGAAGCUCAGCAACUGGAAGUCAAUCAACUGAAAAAAGAACGAAACGAACUCAACAGCAGAUUGAAGAAUGUGGAGGCUGUAUUCCAAAACUCCAACCGUCUAACAAACUUCACAGAGCAACAAGCGUGUUCUUCAAAGGCCCUGCAACCCUUACUCACCCGCUUAGAUGUGCUUGAGAAAUCCUUGCUAGUUCCCAAAGACAAAACUUUCCAGAAAGAAAAAGACGCGCUUGUGCCUGUGGAAAAUCGAUUAGCUGCAGUAGAAGUUGCAUUGUCCAAUCUCCAUGAACGUUUAGAACAGAUAAAGCACCCUUCGAACCAAGCGAAUGCAAGUCUGGCCAAGGCAGCAAACAACGCUGUAACCAAGAUCUUUGCUUCAGAAAAUGAAAUACCCACAUUCAUCAACGAUAGGUUGAAGAAGCUAGUGGCUGAUAAAGUUAGCGAGUACGCUGUGGACAUCAAGAAUUCAAUAGGCCGUGAGAUGGCCGAAAUGGAAGCACAGCUGAGCAAACGUAUCAUAGAUGAGCACCAAUUACUUCAAAAUACAUUAGAAAAGCUCAAGGAUAUGAAGGACUUGUCAGCGACAAAUGACGAUUUGUCUCUGAUGGCCAUCACGAAAGCCCUCGAGGAUCAGGUCAAGACCCUACAGACUGAAGUCGACUCACUCUCUGACGAUUUCAAUGAAACCGGUCAAAAGCUCCAUGAGCACUCUACUGCUAUUACUCUUAUGAAGAAUCAAGUCCCUGAACUCUUCCGGCAGCAGUUCGACCCGUUCAAGUCCAAGGUUCAAGAGCAGCUCGGGAUAGUCAAUGGCCAAUUGGGCGCACAUGCCAAUGACAUUGACAGUUUGAAGAACGUUAUGUCUUUACUCCAGACAAAGACUAUGUCAAAUACCCAAGCGCUGGCAACGAAAGCGGAUGCGGAUGCUGUGGGAACACGGACGGACAGCAUUAUGUUUGCAUUGAAAGACCUCGAGCAUCGAUACCAAAACAUUAGCACCGACGAAAUGUACCAGAAAAUGGUACAUUGGUUUGUGCAGAUGUAUCCAGCAAGUGCAGCUUUGCUGAGAGACACAGCGCAACUUCAACAAGAUGUCAAGCAGCUCAAAUCUUACUGCAGCGACAUCUCAUGGGUUUGGAAACGCUCUGAGGUUUUGGUCGAUCUGUGCCAGAAUGCUGGGCAACUGCAGUGGCUUGCAAAAAAUGCCCCGCAGCUACAAGCCCUCUGUCGACAGCAUUCCCCGCAAGUUCAGGGCAAUGUCCAGCAAGCACUAGUUGAAGUUGAACAGCGUCUUAAAAUUGACAUCAAUGAGCUCAAGAUCAUGAAGAACUCGCUUGAGCCUCAGAUGUCCCAAAUCGCCAUGCAGGUUGCUGACAUACAAACGUCGGCGUACCAGCACCGGCGUGAUUUCGACACGAUUAAGGAUACCCUGAUCGAACCUAAUAAGGACUUUUUUGGCCUAUUCGGUACAGCUCUUGCUGUCUUGGCCCAAGUCCAACAGGUUGUCGAAAUCUUGAAUAAAAGCAUACCCGGCUCCCCGCUAACGCUGGACUGGGAAUGCUACCUACCAGCACUUGUUGAACAAUCAAAGACAAACACCAACUCUGGUAUUAGCGCGAAAGGGGGCAACAGCAUGCAGUAG
Messenger RNA from Bipolaris maydis ATCC 48331, 2085 nucleotides. NCBI's taxonomy places the organism in Eukaryota, Fungi, Ascomycota, Dothideomycetes, Pleosporales, Pleosporaceae. The record is from RefSeq and is a predicted model, not a curated record.